AUGGACCAUACCUCAGCGUAUGCCGAGUUUGUCCAGACACACAGAACUUUUGGGGAGCACAUGUUUGAAUUUGAUGAGGAUGAGGAGUUCUAUGUGGACCUGGAUAAGAUGGAGACCAUCUGGCACCUGCCGGAGUUUAUUCAUGCCUUUGACUAUGAUCCUUGGAGGGGAAUUGCUGCCAUCAUCAUGGCAAGGAAGAACUUGAAGAAAAUGAUUGAACACUCCAACCACACCAGAGCCACUAAUGAGCCCCCUGAGGUGACCGUGUUUCCCAAGGAACCCAUGGAGCUGGGCCAGCUCAUCUGCCAUGCAGACAAGUUCUUCCCGCCAGUGCUCAAUGUAACGUGGCUGCACCAGAGUGUCGCCAUGCGUGUGGCUGAGGGCAUCUUUCUGCCCAACACAGAAUUCACAUUCCACAGCUUCCACUACCUGACCUUCCUCCCCACAACUGAGAAUGUCUACGACUGCAGGGUGGAGCACUGAGGUCUGGACGAGCUGCUCCUGAAGCACUGGGAGGCCUGGGAGCCCAUCCAGGUGCCUGAGACAAUGGAGACUGUGGUCUGUGCCCUGGGCCUGCUGGUGGACCUGGCGGGCAUCAUCACUGCCACCAUCGUCCUGUGGAAAGAACCAGUGAUGCUCAGCCGGGAGCCGGGCGGCGCUCAGCCUGGGCCGCAGCGACCUCACGACCUGCACACCCUCUGA
Molecule: messenger RNA, 702 nt
Organism: Talpa occidentalis (Iberian mole)
Lineage: Eukaryota; Metazoa; Chordata; Mammalia; Eulipotyphla; Talpidae
Product: HLA class II histocompatibility antigen, DP alpha 1 chain-like
Biological process (GO): positive regulation of T cell activation; peptide antigen assembly with MHC class II protein complex; antigen processing and presentation of exogenous peptide antigen via MHC class II
Cellular component (GO): membrane; MHC class II protein complex
Molecular function (GO): MHC class II protein complex binding
Source: RefSeq, a predicted model, not a curated record